Molecule: messenger RNA, 417 nt
Organism: Cylicostephanus goldi
Lineage: Eukaryota; Metazoa; Nematoda; Chromadorea; Rhabditida; Strongylidae
Source: the annotation of a GenBank genome assembly
AUGCUCGAAUUUGAUCUCACUAUAGAAGGUAACAUCAGCAAUCGUCGGACAGUGUCCGCAACAGACAAAUUCUGGGGAGGAAGUCCGUCUUCAAGAACUCCACAAGGAGGCUUUGUCGGUACACCAAAUUACAAUAUCACACCACCUCCGGACAAUCUCGUUGCUGAACACUACAUUGUCAGGGAGCGUAUUGGUAGCCCAGCUCCCCGUUCCCCACCAUCGUUCGUGUCACCAAAUUCACCGAAUUCGCCGACAAGCCCACCAGCUACCGAAGUUGCUCCGCCGACACCUACGUCACCAAAUCCGAUGGCAUCCCCAAAGACCGGACCUCGACGUAUGGCUUAUGCAACUUCGAAAAGGUAUGAACGACACCGUAGCGAGCUCGCCUUACCUACAUUCCAUGUAUCGACUUUUUGA